AAAGAUGUCUAGCAAGUCUGAAGGCACAGAUUUUAUUCCCUGCUGAGUGACCACAUUUCAUGGUGGAGAUGCACAGAGGGGAUGCAGCAAGGCUGUCCCACGGGGGACACUGGGCUUUUCAUCCUCUGGGGUUAUGCGAAGCAGGGCAGACAGUCCACACCACAACAUGCCUUCAUGCCACUGGGACAGAAUAUUGAUUGCAAUUGCCUGCUGUGUGGUGACUCUGACCCUCUGGUCCCUUUGUGCUUGGCAGCUUAUCAUCAAGUUUCACACAGAAAUUACAGAAACCGUGGUACCUCCUUGCUUCUGCCGCAAUGGGGGAAUCUGCCAGGAUGGAUCCUGCGUGUGCCCUGAUGAGUGGAUAGGACUCCUUUGUGAUAUAGCUAAUUUCUGUGAGGCCAGUACUUACACAUACAACAAUUCUGAAAGCAAUACAAAAACUCUUACUUUUGAAAGGAUUAUAGUGGGUAAAUAUGGCAGCUCCAAAGAAAAAUGUGAACCUCACACUGCGAAUGGUAACUCUUCAAUUGCGAUUCGGUUGUGCUCCAGAAACGGAAUAAGUCUUACUUUAGAGCAACCCAGUGUGCAGAAUUGUAAUGAAAAUCUGGACUCCCUAGCAUCACAGGUGGAAACUGCAGACUCCAACGCUAUUUUAGAAAUUGCAAAGACCACUCAAAUCCUUACCGCUGUGCCUGACCAACUGACCACACAGAAGAUCUCUGCUGCUGUGAAUAUCUCGGUGCAGAUUCUGAAAAAGCCAGACAUUUCAGAUGACCCUCAAGCAUCUGAAACAGUAGUGACUACAGUGAGUCAGCUCUUGGAUGCCAAGGAAACAGAAUUCAGCAAUGAUCUUGUCAAUGUUACAUCAAGCCUCACAAAAGCGAUUGAAGAAUUUUCUUUGAUGAGCAACAUCACUCAGACCAACAUUGCAGUCCAGUCUGUCCCACUGAUGUUGAACUCCUCUGCGAUUCUGUUUUUGGCACAGAGAGAUGAAACACUGGGAAAUUUUCAGACAACAAAACUAGAAAUACAGGAAGAUGCCACUGGGCUUAGUGAUGAACUCGGUACUGAAGUUCAGAUCCUGCUCAAUAUUACAAGUAACAGUUCAUCAAAUAAUAGAAGAGCUGGCUUUGUCCUUUAUCAAAAUGACAAACUCUUCCAGUCACAGACUGAUGCAAAGCUCAAUUUUUCUAAACAAGUUGUCUCCGGCACUAUUGAUGGCGGAACAGCCAAUGGUGUUGAAAUAGCCUUCAAUCCCAAGUACAACACAUCCAAAUUUCAGCUGCAUGAUUAUGCGUGCGUCUUUUGGGACUAUGCUGUGAAUGACUGGAACACCGUAGGCUGUACAAAAGAAAGAGGCCAAUUCUUGAGAUGCAAGUGCAACCACACUACUCAUUUUGCUGUCCUGAUGGCCUUUCGGAUCAAUUAUAAAUAUGCAAAGCCUUUGGAGUAUAUCUCAUACGUUGGUGUUGGAUUGUCCAUUGCUGGUCUGGUCAUUACCAUUUUAUUUCAAAUAUUCACUAGGAAAACUCGGAAGUCAUCUGUAACGUGGAUGUUAGUGAGUCUCUGUUCCUCAAUGCUAACUUUUAACAUCAUCUUCAUCUCUGGAAUUGAAAACCGAAAUGCCAGGAAUCACAGCAGCAAUACCAGCGUAGACGAACAGCAAUCCCGUGCUUACAAUACCGCCAAUACCUUGCCCAAAGAUGGUGUGGUAGAUCCUCCUGAAGACUCCUGGUGUAUGGCUGUGGCUGUCCUACUGCACUAUUUUUUGUUGGCAACGUUUAUUUGGACAGCACUCAAUUGUGCACAGUUGUACUUACUGCUGCUUAGAGCCAUGAAGCCCCUUCCUGGAAACUUCAUUGUAACCAUGUCAGUAAUUGGAUGGGGAAUCCCUGCUGUAGUAGUUGCAGUAACACUUGGAGUUACUUAUAGAGAAGGAAGAGCUUUAGACUACCGACAGGAAGAAUUUUGCUGGCUUGCAGCCCUGGAUGAAGAUCAGAAUUUCAGCAUAGAAAAGCCCAUGUUGUGGUCGUUCCUUUUGCCGGUAGCACUGAUACUCCUGUUUAACAUUAUCAUCUUCAUCAAGAUCGUUGUCUCUGUGAUAUGGAAGGAGAACAAGGAUUUGACAAGGAAUAAGAAGGAUUCAUUCAUGGGAAAGAUCACCGGCACUAUCUCUGUCGUUGUAGUGCUUGGAAUCACCUGGACAACAGGCUACUUCAUGCUAAUAAAUCAGGAGGAAACUACUCUUGUUUUCAGCUAUGUGUUUUGCAUUUUGAAUGCUACACAGGGAAUUCAGAUUUGUAUUCUGUACACUUUCAGAUCACCAAUUUUCAAGAAAAAAGUUUCUAAAAUGAGUUCUGCUUGGAAGAUGCCAGAGAUAUCAUUCUACCUGCAUUCACAAAUUUACCAUGUCUCAAAAUUACAGCCUGUAAAACAUUUCCGGGAAACUUUCAGAUCAUUUGAGACAGAAAAUAUUUCCUUUUCCACCUUCUCUGAUUGCUAUUAG
Molecule: messenger RNA, 2506 nt
Organism: Cygnus atratus (black swan)
Lineage: Eukaryota; Metazoa; Chordata; Aves; Anseriformes; Anatidae
Gene: ADGRG7
Product: adhesion G protein-coupled receptor G7
Exons: 17
Coding region: 134-2506 (790 amino acids)
Biological process (GO): G protein-coupled receptor signaling pathway; cell surface receptor signaling pathway
Cellular component (GO): membrane
Molecular function (GO): G protein-coupled receptor activity
Source: RefSeq, a predicted model, not a curated record